Molecule: messenger RNA, 888 nt
Organism: Aspergillus affinis
Lineage: Eukaryota; Fungi; Ascomycota; Eurotiomycetes; Eurotiales; Aspergillaceae
Product: SDR family NAD(P)-dependent oxidoreductase
Exons: 2
Coding region: 1-888 (295 amino acids)
Molecular function (GO): oxidoreductase activity
Source: RefSeq, a predicted model, not a curated record
AUGAGCGCCCAAAGCAGCAACCAGAACUUCAAGUUGGAGAAUCUCUUCAACGUCAAGGGCAAGGUGGCCCUGAUCACCGGCGGUGGAUCCGGCAUUGGCCUCAUGGCCACGCAAGCGCUAGCCGUCAACGGUGCAAAAGUAUACAUCACCGGACGUACAGGCGAGAAACUCGACCGCGUCGUCGAGCUCUACGGCCAGGAUAUCCCGGGCCAAAUCAUCCCGAUCACAGCAGAUGUGACGGACAAGCAAUCCGUCGACAAGCUGGCGCAGGAAAUCUCUUCGCGGGAGCAGUUCCUCUCGAUCCUGAUCAACAACGCAGGAAUCAGCAGCCAGACGCAGACGACGGAGCACGAGGACGCGAACAAGCUGCGCCAGAGCCUGUUCGAAGAGACGGCGGACGUGGCAGAAUGGGACCGCGUAUUCCGGACAAAUGUCACGCAGCUGUUCCUGACCACGACGGCCUUCCUGCCGUUGCUGCAGAAGGGAUCGGAGCAGGAGCGCGGCUGGUCCAGCACUGUUAUCAACAUCUCGUCCAUCUCGGGUAUUGUGAAGGUCUCGCAGCACCAUUUCGCCUAUAAUGCGUCCAAGGCGGCUGCGAUUCAUCUGACGAAGAUGCUAGCGCACGAGGUGCAGUCUUCGAACCUGCGGAUUCGGGUGAAUAACAUCGCGCCGGGCGUGUUCCCGAGCGAGAUGACGACCGGUGGAAGCGACGAAGGGCAGAAGAGUGCAAUUCCCAAGGAAAAGUACGAGCAGAAGGUGCCUGCCGCUCGACCGGGCAAGGAAGAGGACAUGGCAAGUACGGUGCUUUUCACGACUACGAACCAGUACCUGGAUGGGCAGACGAUCGUGGUGGACGGAGGAUAUGUGUUGGCAGCGGGCUCGCUCUAG